This is a messenger RNA of Mauremys reevesii (Reeves's turtle), 2328 nucleotides long. It is a transcript of the gene ABHD5, whose product is annotated as abhydrolase domain containing 5, lysophosphatidic acid acyltransferase. Bases 116 to 1186 code for a protein of 356 amino acids. Gene Ontology annotation, cellular component: lipid droplet. The transcript is spliced from 7 exons. The record is from RefSeq and is a predicted model, not a curated record. Lineage: Eukaryota; Metazoa; Chordata; Testudines; Geoemydidae. Gene Ontology annotation, biological process: negative regulation of triglyceride storage; positive regulation of triglyceride catabolic process.
CACUGCGCGAGCUCCAGCUCAGCCGCGCGCAGCCCAUCGCCCUGGCCCGCCCAGGGAGGGGCGGGUCCCCGGGACGCUCUAGCCGCGCGCUCUGUGGUGGGACGGCCCGGCCGGGAUGACGCGGCGGGCGGGUCCCGUGAUGGCUGGUCGCGUCGCCCUCGCGCUGUCACUCGCUGCCGCCUCCCCGGCACCAGCUCGCGGCCGCCGAGCCCCCGCCAUGGCCGAGGAUGGGCACCUGGAGGCCUCGAGCGAAGGGUCAGGAUGGCUAUCUAGUUGGCUUCCUGCAUGGUGCCCCACAUCACUGCCGCAUCUUAAAGAAGCUGAAGAGAAAAUACUGAAGUGUAUCACAAGCACAUACAGUAAACAAUAUGUCUUCAUAUCCAAUGGAAAUAAAAUAUGGACGCUAACAUUCUCUCAAGACCUCUCAUAUAAAACUCCACUUGUUCUCCUCCAUGGGUUUGGAGGAGGUGUUGGACUUUGGGCUCUCAAUUUUGAAGAGCUUUGUGAAAAUAGGUCCGUUUAUGCAUUUGACCUCUUGGGAUUUGGGCGUAGUAGUAGACCACAGUUUGACACUGAUGCAGAAGAAGCAGAAAAUCAGUUUGUAGAAGCUGUAGAAGAAUGGAGACAGGAGGUAGGGCUGGACAGAAUGAUUUUACUUGGCCAUAAUCUGGGUGGAUUCCUGGCUGCUGCUUACUCACUGAAGUACCCAUCAAGGGUAAAGCACCUUAUCUUAGUGGAGCCAUGGGGUUUUCCAGAGAGGCCUGACAAUGCUGAACAAGAAAGACCAAUUCCAAUCUGGAUUAAAGCACUAGGAGCUAUGUUGAGUCCAUUUAAUCCAUUAGCUGGGCUCAGGUUAGCAGGACCCUUUGGAUUAAGCCUUGUACAGCGUUUAAGACCAGACUUCAAGCGAAAAUAUUCCUCUAUGUUUGAUGAUAACACUGUGACUGAAUAUAUCUACCACUGCAAUGUACAGUCACCCAGUGGUGAAACUGCUUUCAAGAACAUGACUGUUCCUUAUGGAUGGGCAAAAAGGCCAAUGUUACAGCGGAUCACUCACAUGCAUCAAGAUAUUCCUAUCACUGUGAUUUAUGGAGCACGUUCUUGUAUAGACGGCAAUUCUGGUAGUACCAUCCAGUCUCUGCGACCAAAUUCAUAUGUAAAGACAAUAUUUUGUUCAUGUCGGUGAACUGGGGCUCAAGAGAGAGCAAGUGACUUGUUUCAAGUCAGAAGGAAGUUUGGUUGUGGCAUUCAGAACUGAGCCACAUUUCUUCCUUAUUUCCCGUCCAAGAACUUAACCAUAAGGUCAUCUUUCCUGUCUAAAAAAGUAUGAACUCCACAGUUCUAAUGAAAUGUAUUUUGUAAAAAAAAAAAACUUAGUCUAAAUUUACAUACUACUUAAUCAAGGACUCUUCAAUGUGAUAAUUGUUCCAAUCAUUUUGUGUAGUGUGUACAUUUUUUAUAAGUGGUAACUGUUUGUUAUCUGCUGAAGUUUUGGAAGUCCCUUCAUUUGAAUCAUUGCAGAAAUAUUAAAUUUUGUCUUUCCAGCCAAUGUGGCUUUAUUUAUAUGUGUGAGGAAAGCUACUUUUUCAGAUGUGUGCUAACAUCCUAGAUUAAUAUUUACACACACACACUGGCCACUUUUCUAAGGAACUAAAUGAAAUUUACUGUUACCAUUCAUAUUCAGAAUCAUACUAGACAGCUGUGAUGGUUGAAUAUGGAUGUAUGAAUUUCUUUUAUGAGUUGGUCAGAUCUUGAAAUAUGCUGGAUACUGUAUUACUGCUAUGUGGUCUUCCGGAUGUGACUGACCAGUAACUUGCCCAAACAUGCUCUAGACAUAAUAUAUUGUAGGUCAUUAUGUUGAACAAAAGAUGAUAAUGCACGUUUAUCAGAAGUAGGUACAGGGAGAAGGGAGUGUGGACAAGAUGAGAUUUUUCUCUUAAUUUCCUGGUUCUAUAAUUCACUCAUAAAUAGCACCCAGGACAGUAUAGGAGGAUUAGGGAAAGUCAAAUCCUUCUAUAGAGCAUUUCUACUCUUCCUGAAAUGGUGACACGUUUGUGAAUAAAAAUAUAUUUAUCAAAAUUUAUCUGUUAUUGCUUAACAAGCAGACUUGCUAUAACAGAAGUUACAGUUAGGGAGUGGGGAGUAGAAGGGUAGGACAUGCAUGAGUCAUUCAAACAGAUAUACCCAAUCUGGUUUGGGUUUUCUGAGGGACAGGAGAGCUAAUUUAAUGUCCUAUUCUAAUUCAGGUUAACAUUUUGUCAGCCAAGAGGUGGGUUAUAAAAGGCAAAUGCAACACAGAAAGAAAAAUGGGGACACUAAAAGGCAUCC